GCUCCGGCAAUGCGUCUCGCCCACUUACAUCUUACGAAGCCCAUCUCGUACGUACGCUCUUUAGCUUUGCAGGACGCUCUUCUACAUCGGCACUUUGACUUUAAAGACAGUCUACGAGCUAGGAGAAGCCUCCGAAGUGGCGUUUCCGGCGAACCAGACCAGAGCAGAGUCGAUAUCAAGGGACCAACGAACGACCCUUCCGGUCUCGUACCCGCACCAUUUCCCAACUUUGUUUCAAAACGGACCGAGACCACUCGUACGAAAAGGAAUCUUGCUCCUGCCCCUUUGGAAACCUCAACCUCAACCUCAACAUCAUCCUCUUCUUCAUCGCUCUCCUUCGCCGCCACCACUGACAACCCGGGUGCUGAGCACAGCAGUCCAAAUCCCCCAGACCCAACUCUCAUCACCUUCUCAACCACUCCCACUUAUACAGUCGGUCGUCGCCACCUCCAGACCAACCCCAUCUCGCCGUCGCAACAGGCAUUUUUGUCUGCAUCGGGCGCUGCCACCUUCCAUGCCUCUCCCCGUGGGGGCCUCUUGACCUAUCAUGCUCCCGGUCAGCUGACAGGAUAUGUUGUGGCGGACCUGCGACGUCAUGGAAUUUCCCCUCGGUGUUGGAUCCAGAUGCUGGAGGACUGCGUCAUGCACACUUGUGCAGCCUUCGGUGUGCGCGACACCACCCGCACUGAUGAUCCUGGAGUCUGGAUAAAGGGGUCCGAUCGUAAGAUCUGUGCUAUUGGAGUCCAGGUUUCCAGAGGCAUCACCAGCCACGGAGUUGGUUUCAACAUUUUUGACCACUCGAUUCCUCCGGACAUGGCCUCCACUUUCGCCUUUACCCCCACACAGAUCAAGUCGCCAUCCUACUCGCCCCUCACAAAGGGUUUUCUCUCCUGGGGGUUUAGUCGGGUGAUCGCGUGCGGACUCGAGGGCAAGAGUGUUACAUGGUUAGACCGCGAAAAGGGCGACCAACAAACCGCCACAAAUCCAACCCACAUCCCCCACAUCGCCGAUGAAUUUGCAGUGCAGAUUUCCCGCCACAUCAAUCGAAUGAGAUCCAACGGCAAAGAGGAAAUCUCGGCCGUCUACACCAUCAGCGAAGCCGACCUUGGCCUUUGAGAAUCAUGUUGCCUUCCAAAUUUGCGGUGUGAUGGUGGGAGCUACCCCCUUGGACGCCACUGCCCAGCGACAGAUGCCACCAUUCAGUGUCGCCAAGCCUAGCCAAUUGCGAUGAGCCAGCAGGCUCUUGAAAGAGUUCGUUGGCCUCGCGCCAUCGAUCAGGCGAUGCACGGUGCACGACCGACUACCUGUCCAAGUAGCGGAUCCUUUUCGUUCCGAAAUCUACGAGUGCGAGGCAUACGACCCCAAGGGGCCGCCCAGCCUCUCCUGUCUCCCCAUGUGUGCAUUUCUCUCUAUGACUCGUCACUUGGCCAUGUUCAUGGAUGAUUUACAAGGUGACAAGAAUAAUGGCCCCAGUUACGAGGAUGAUGGUAUCUUAGUGGUAAUGAUCAGAGUGAGAAUGAUAAGGAUUAGCAGUUGGCAUCAUUAAUCAACGGGACUAACCACCGGCAUCAGCAAACAUCCCCCAUGCAUCAACGCCAAGCCUGCUCAUGUGCCCUCAAA
Molecule: messenger RNA, 1620 nt
Organism: Exophiala mesophila
Lineage: Eukaryota; Fungi; Ascomycota; Eurotiomycetes; Chaetothyriales; Herpotrichiellaceae
Product: lipoyl(octanoyl) transferase
Exons: 1
Coding region: 10-1116 (368 amino acids)
Biological process (GO): protein lipoylation
Cellular component (GO): mitochondrion
Molecular function (GO): lipoyl(octanoyl) transferase activity
Source: RefSeq, a predicted model, not a curated record